AUGACGUUGAAGGUCAACAAGAUAUUGCAUCACGAGAAAUCAAAGUACCAAGAUGUUCGUUUUGGUUUUGAGAGCAGUGACUAUGGGAAUGUUCUUGUUCUGGAUAAUGUCAUCCAGUGUACUGAGCGUGAUGAGUUUGCGUACCAGGAGAUGAUCACGCAUUUAGCUAUGAAUUCUCACCCCAGUCCUAAAAGGGUCCUGAUAAUUGGUGGUGGUGACGGUGGUGUCCUUCGCGAAGUUGUCAAGCAUGAUGCUGUUGAAGAAGCUAUUCUUUGUGAUAUUGAUGAGGCCGUGAUCCGUCUUUCAAAACAAUAUCUCCCUCACAUGUCUAAGGGUUUCCAGAAUCCCAAAACAACUAUUCACGUCGGUGACGGGUUCAAAUUCCUAUAA
Messenger RNA from Morchella sextelata, 390 nucleotides. RefSeq lists its product as uncharacterized. Gene Ontology annotation, biological process: spermidine biosynthetic process. The transcript has 4 exons. Gene Ontology annotation, cellular component: cytosol. NCBI's taxonomy places the organism in Eukaryota, Fungi, Ascomycota, Pezizomycetes, Pezizales, Morchellaceae. Gene Ontology annotation, molecular function: spermidine synthase activity. Bases 1 to 390 code for a protein of 129 amino acids. The record is from RefSeq and is a predicted model, not a curated record.